Molecule: messenger RNA, 6278 nt
Organism: Ctenopharyngodon idella (grass carp)
Lineage: Eukaryota; Metazoa; Chordata; Actinopteri; Cypriniformes; Xenocyprididae
Gene: pcdh15b
Product: protocadherin-related 15b
Exons: 38
Coding region: 363-5546 (1727 amino acids)
Biological process (GO): homophilic cell-cell adhesion; inner ear development; sensory perception of sound
Cellular component (GO): catenin complex; cell-cell junction; plasma membrane
Molecular function (GO): calcium ion binding; cadherin binding
Source: RefSeq, a predicted model, not a curated record
UUAAGGCGGAUGAGACCUCAGAGGCUAGAUCGCAUUGCCACCCAACUUCGUGAUAUUUUCUCUGUGUGGGAAUCCUCGCUUUCCUCGGGAGUGAAUUAAAGACAGAGGGCAGCAGAGCUCCUAAACCCGACUGCUCGGGAUGUAUUCGGCACUGAGGAGUUUCUGAUACUCUCCAGCCGUCUGAGGAGGAUUUGCAUGGCUUUACAACUCACGCGGUAAGACUUUCUGCGCUUCUUCAAUCGCUGCGCAGUAGCGCGUCAAGGAAAGUUAGUGACACUUCGCGCGCAAAGCGACUCGAUUUUUGGAUUGUUAUUCCGAUGGUUGACAAGUCGUUGGAUGAGGAGGUGAGCAUGCUGUAAUACAUGAAGAUGCGCCAGAGGUCGUGGCUCUUUAAGUGGUUGGGAAUAGGCAUUGGUGUUCUUCUGCUCACUGCUGCUAGCUAUUCUCAAGAUUCAGAAGACUGGCAGUAUGAGGAGUGCAAGCUCUCCAGAACAGGCCCGCCUGCCACCAUUGUAGCCAUAGAUGAAGAGAGCCCUAAUGGGACCCUUCUGGUGGAGAACAUGCAGAUAAACGGGAGAGCAGAAGAUCCUGACAGGACCAUCUCUUUAUCUCUACGGGACAACCAUGACUACUGGGUCAUUCUGGACCCGAUCAAGCAGCGCCUGUAUCUCAACAGCACCGGACGAGUUCUGGACCGAGAUCCUCCCUCCUACAUUCAGUCCAUUGUCGUGCAGGUUCAGUGUACUAAUGAGCUUGUUGGCACGGUGAUCCUACACGAAGUGCGGAUAGUCAUACGGGAUCGAAACGACAACACCCCACGCUUUCAGCAGCCACGCUACUAUGUAGCGAUUAAUGAGUUAACUCCUGUCGGAACCACCAUCUUCUCAGGUUUUACAGGGAACAACGGGGCUGUUGACAUUGAUGAUGGUCCUAACGGACAAAUUGAAUACACCAUUCGGUACAACCCUAAAGAUCCGACCACAAACAAGACAUUCGACAUCCCUCUCACCUUGUCAGGAUCGGUGGUUCUGAGAGAGAGGCUGAAUUAUGAAGAGAUCACACGCUACCUGGUCAUCAUUCAGGCCAACGACCGAGCUCCAAACCCAAAGGACCGGCUCACCGCCACCACCACACUUACAGUGGAUGUGUUGGACGGAGAUGACCUGGGCCCCAUAUUUCUACCUUGCAGCCUGGUAGACAACACGCGUGACUGCAAACCUCUUACGUACCGUGCCAGCAUCCUGGAGCUCACAGAUCCGAGCCGAGUAAACCCUGUCAAUGUGACUCCUCCCAUUCAAGCUGUUGAUCAAGACAGAAACAUCCAGCCACCAUCAGACCGCCCGGGAAUCCUGUACUCCAUUCUCAUCGGAAAACCCGCGCCAUAUGCACAGUAUUUCUCCUUGAAUCGGACUACAGCUGAGCUCCAGCUCCUGAAACCCAUCAGCAGAGAACAGUACCAGCAUUUCGACUUGGUAAUCAAGGCAGAGCAGGAUAACGGACACCCUCUCCCAGCGUUCGCUAAUCUCCACAUUGAGGUGCUUGAUGAGAACAAUCAGGCACCGUACUUCCAGGUGGCCACUUAUCAUGGAUUCAUCUCGGAGUCUGCUCCGCUGGGCACAACUAUCUCGAGCAGUGCCAAUCUCUCCACCCCCCUCGCCAUUAUCGCCCUGGAUAACGACAUCGAGGAGAUGAAAGAUCCCAUGGUGCGCAUCUCUCUGGACAACUACAACAGCAUCUUUGCAGUGACGCCCAGUGGGAUAGCACGCUACCUGACACUGCUGAGGCCUGUGGACCAUGAAGAACAGCCGAGUUAUGCCUUCACGAUGAUCGCCUCAGAUGGAGUUCAGGAGAGCUCUCCAGUCAGUGUUAAUAUCACUGUGAUUGAUGCCAAUGACAACACACCCACCUUCCCCAACGUCUCCUACAGUGUGAAUGUUUACACAGACAUGCAGCCUGGGGACACAGUCUUACAGCUGACAGCAGUGGAUGCUGAUGAGGGUCCCAACGGGUUGGUGAGCUACAAAAUCUUGGCUGGGGAUCAGGGACACUUCACCAUCAAUGACUGUACAGGAGUGAUCACUGUGACGCCCGGUGUCAACCUGACCGUGGGCCGCUCCUACGCCCUCACCGUUAGGGCCUCAGACAACGGCCCUGCAUCCCAGAGAAGAAGUUCCAUCACUACAGUGUAUAUCGAAGUGCUGCCCCCCAACAACCAGAGCCCUCCCCGUUUCCCUCAGCUCAUAUACAGCCUGGAGAUCAAUGAGGCCAUGAGGACUGGAGCCACACUGCUCAACAUACAGGCAACCGACCGUGAAAGAGAUCCCAUUACAUAUACCAUCCUGAGAGGAGAUCCAAACAACGUCUUUGAAGUCUCCCAAACGUCUGGGCUGUUGUUGCUGGCGAAGAAUCUGGACAGAGAAAUCACGGAUCACUACACGCUAAUGGUCACAGCCUCCGAUGGCAAACCAGAUGGGACCUCGACUGCUACGGUGAAUAUAGUGGUGACUGAUGUCAAUGAUAAUGACCCUGAGUUCGAUCCUCUGCUGCCCCUUAAUCUCACAGUUCAAGAGGAAGAGGCAAAUGCUUUUGUAGGUCAAGUAAAGGCCACUGAUCUGGACCUGGGCAUUAACGGACAGGUCCGUUACCGACUGGUCAGUCACACAGAUCUCUUCAGGAUCAGCACUGAUGGCAGCAUCUUCACAGCUGUGCCUCUGGACCGUGAGGAGAGGGCUCAGUAUGAUUUGGUUGUGCAGGCUUCAGAUGGGGCCAAGGACCCUCGCCGGACCACCAUUACACUCUCCAUCAAAGUGCUGGACGUGGAUGACAACAGCCCAGUCUUCUCCCAGCCGGCCUAUCACGUCACACUGCCAGAAAACAGCCCGGUGGGCAUGGUCAUCCUCAAUAUCAGUGCACUGGACCCCGAUCUGGAUGCGAACAUCACGUACCGUAUCAGGAGCGAGGAGGCCAGAGAGCUGUUUUCAGUGAACCCCCUCACUGGAGAGCUGAUGGUGCUUCGCUCACUUGAUUUCGAGAAACUCUUACCUAAUGGGACGACACGCACCUUCAUAGUGGAGGCUGUGGAUGGCGGAAGUGGCAAAAUGCCCCCAGGGUUGGCCUCUGUUACCGUCACUGUAUUGGACAUGAACGACUUCCCGCCAGUGUUCAGCCAAAUGCUGUAUCGGGGGGUGGUGGCACCCAACGCAAUCAAGGGGACCGUAGUGACCACCGUGCAUGCCGAGGACCUGGACCCACCGGGUACAGCGGCCAGUCGAGUUCACUAUAAAGUGGAUUUGGAGCAGUUUCCUUACAGCACUAGUAUCUUCGACGUGGAGGAGAACUCGGGCAGUGUUCUCACCAGGGUCAAUCUGAAUGAGGAGCCCAACACUAAAUUCAGUUUGGCGAUUAUUGCCUAUGAUGACGGGGAGCCGAUGAAGUUCAAUAAGACUCUGGUGGAGAUCACUGUCCUGCAGCCAUCCAUUAUUCCUGUGUUCACGCAGGAGGAGUACAGGUUCUCUCCGAUCAGCGAGAAUGCCCCCGUGGGAACGGUCGCAGGAGUCAUCUUGGCGGCUGCCAUAAACCAGACCAUCGUCUACUCCAUCAUCGAAGGAAAUGAAGGCGGCGAAUUCAUCAUGAACAACAUCACUGGAGUUAUCAGCACUGCCAAGCCACUGGACUACGAGAGCAACAGCAGUUACGUCCUCCGCGUGGAAGCCGACUCCAUGAGGGUGGUGUCGUCCAAUCUACGAGCCCCAUCCAAAAGCAACACAGCAAAGGUCUUCAUUGAUGUGCAAGAUGAGAACGACCAUCCUCCGGAGUUCACUAAGCCCUUUUACCUCGGUGGGGUUGCAGAGGAUGCCAAGACCUUCACCUCUGUUUUACAGGUCCAGGCUCUGGAUAAGGACACAGGGAAUUUCAGUGCCAUGCUGUAUAGGCUGAUUAUCCCCCCUACUACUGACGGAAAAGACGGCUUUGUUAUUGAGCCCUUCACAGGCGUAAUUAAGACAGCCAUCAUGUACAGGAACAUGCGGCGCUCCUACUUUAAAUUUGAUGUGGUGGCUACAGAUGACUACGGGAAGGGACUCAGCAGCAGCGCUCAAGUGGUGGUGUCAGUGGUUAACCAGCUGGACAUGCAGGUGGUUGUAUCCAAUGUGCCGCCCACUGUAGUUGAACAGAACAAGGAUCAGCUGAUUGGGAUUUUAGAGCGCUACGUCCAGGAUCAGAUUCCAGGAGCUAAAGUAGUUGUGGAGUCAAUCGGGCCCCGGCGUUUUGGUGAAGGUUAUGAACAGGAGGACUACUCCAAAUCUGACCUGAUGGUAUAUGCAAUCGACCCUCUGACCAACAGAGCUCUCUCAAGACAGGAGCUCUUCAAGUUUUUAGAUGGGAAGUUAUUGGACAUCAAUAAGGAGUUUCAGCCCUACCUAGGUCGGGGAGGACGCAUUCUGGAGAUCCGCACACCAGAUGUGGUGGAGAGCGUGAAGAAGGCAGUUCAGUCUGUUGGAUACACCGAAGGAGCCCUGCUGGCCCUGGCCGUCAUCAUCAUCAUGUGCUGUAUCCCAGCCAUUCUUAUCGUCAUCAUCACCUACCGACAAUUCAAAGAACGGCAGGCAGAAUGUGCAAAAACAGCCAGGAUCCAAAUGGCACUUCCCACCGGCAAAUCCGGAGGUGCUGCCACCAACAAUCUGUAUGAAGAGCUCGGCGACAGCACCAUGAGAGGCUACGGGCAUCAAGAGCAACAGCAGUUGCUUCGGCCCUCUCUGUUGAGACCAGAGGAACUCUCUAUGGAAUCUGGCAUUGACCCAGGACAAGACUAUUAUACACAGGAUUACUAUAACUAUGACCAUGGCUAUGACUUGCCUCAGUAUGGAAGUCGACGGAAGCUGAUCUCUCCAACAGGGAUGUAUGAUGAAUAUGGAGAGGUGAUUAUGGAAGAUGAUGGCAGCUACUAUUACAGCCCACACGAAUCUGAGGGAGAGUACGGUAGAAAAAAGAGGAUCAAGCUAAUUGUAGACCGUGAAUACGAGACCAGUUCAACUGGAGAAGAAAGUGCACCUGAAUCGCACAGGAACCGACUAUCUAAUGUGAACAGCCACAGCAACAUUAAUGGGAGCAUAUACUUGGCCCAGAAUGGCUCAAUAAUCCGGACACGACGGGUCGCACACACCAACAACAUCAAGCUCAACUCUCCAGUACGACUGGGAAAGCACUUUAAGAAACUGGACAAACUUGCUGUUACGCAUGAAGAGCGAAUUCCUUUAAACAGCCCCAUAAUCACAGGCGCCUCAGCAGGUGAACAGAACCUCACGACCAGGCCCUCCAGUGGGUCUCUGGCCUCCAGCACCACAGGCCCAGAGAGUAUAGCUUCAAAAUCAAAUGUGGUGAAUGGUGGGGGUGAAAGAAUACAAAAUGUGGAUGAACAAGAGUCCACAGUGGACAAUCAGGAGGUGAGGGACCCUUUAGGAUCACAUAGUGACCGUACCCAGUCAGAUGAGGAGGAGCUCUGGAUGGGUCCUUGGAAUAACCUGCACAUACCAAUGACAAAACUGUGACUUACAAACAGACGCUCUAUUGUCUUAAAGAACGUAAGGGAGAUAAACUGAAUUUGCAGCAUAAAAUGAUAAAAUUGCACUUAAAUUCAUUCAGUAUUAUAUUUGCUUUUCCAUGGCCCUGAACAAUGAGCUUCUCAGUGAUUGUUGCAUUCAUAAGUACCUUAAAAAUCAAACACUUGUUUUUUGCCCAUUGAUUGUCGCCUAUCAGUACUUCUUUUUAAUAAUUAUUAUUUGGAAUUUGUUAUCAAUGUAUUGUAUGCUUUCAUAAAUACAUUUUUGUGCUUUUUACAGUUUAAAAGGCAAAAACAAUUGUCUGCUGAAGUGUAUUUUUGGUAAAUAGUCAAUGAAAAUAAUUGUGAUGAAUCUAAGGUGCACUUGUGCGCCUUACAUUUGCUUAAUGCCACAGUCAUUUGAAUGGACUUGCACCAGAGUUCAAAUUGCUAUAUUUUUGUGCUUUUUUAUACCGAGUUCUAUCAAAACAGAAUUAUUCAGUAUAUGGUCACAUUCUGUUUCAGACACUUGCCAAACUGAAGAGAACAACUUUUGUUGUUGUUUUAUUUUUAUUUUAUUUCAUUUUACUUAAUUUUUUAUUAUUAUUAUUUUUGGCAGGCUGGUAUAUAUAUGAGAAAGCAAUGCAGAAACUGCUCUCAUUGUGCAGCCUUUGAUAAUAUCUGGCUGUUUCUACAAAGCAGAGAAACAGGCACAUCAAAUAAAACAUUCCUGAUAAAACUA